UCGUGUUUCAGAAGUUGAGUCAAACACUUGGUUCGAAUAUAUCUGCGGUUUACGCAGAGCCGACGGCUUCACCUAUGGCGGCAAUAUAUCGAAGCCUUAGCUUGAUGGUUUUUAUUUUGUUAGGUCUCUCGAACAGAAUCAACAGCCAACAGUCCAACGCUGUUGAUUCAUCGCCGUUUUUCUUCCCCUGCAAACAGUUUGACCGAUUGCAAGACGAUUGGGAUGAAAACCAACCGACAACGCAAAUAGCUAAGGUAGAACUGUCAGGAAAUCCACGCUUUUACACCGGUGGCCAAGUGUAUAAAGUCACUGUGCGAUUGACUGAAGAUUUCGAUUCAGCGCUUAUCACGGGAGUUUAUUCUACUACGAGUGGCUCGGCCGGCAAACAAUACCGGCAACGGAAAAUGUGCACGAUAUUGCACUCGUAUGCAAAACGGCGACCGACGGACGAAAGGAAAAUCGACUUCCGUUGGAUGGCACCACCCGAAGACAUGGGCUGCGUUCAUUUCGCAGGAACAUUUACACGACAAGAAACCCUUGUAUUGAAGGACCAGCGGAUUUAUCACCUAUGUCCAGCAACUGACGAACAUGAUGCCGAGAGCGUGAAGUUAUCAGGCGUGAACCAGGAGGGAGGCGUUAUUUUCCGAGACGAUUUCGAAACCGGACAUUUCUCUCCAUCUCUAUGGAGUGAAUCUGAGGGAUUUCAUGUCAGCAAUAGUUGUCAACCAAUUUUUCAUGGACUUUCGGCUACGCUAUGCAGCAGAAUGGAGGAAACGUCUUCAAUGAACGAAGAUCAUUCAACUGCAACUGUCCUUCAAUUGUCCAGCGUCGCGUUAAAUUUGACCAGCGCUGGAACUCUUCAGUUCACAAUCGGUCAAACAUUCUGCUCAGCUGAAAAGCAAAACACAACAAUCACAACGAGUUUCAACGCUAACAUUACCAUAUUUUAUGGCCAACUAAUCUCCCCUUAUGACACAGUGUGCUCUAACUGGUCUCCGUUUCGAACUAUUACCAGCUUAUCAGGAAACAGAGAAUCGGCUUCCUAUGUGAUACCGUUGUCGUCGGCAAUCCGGCAACCUGAAACGUGUUUCCGGUGGUCCGUCCAACUGCCCGGUGAACAUAGUCAUGUAUGCUUUGCAAUUGACGACGUGGUUGUAACCAACACAGCUGAUCGACCUCUAGAAUUACAUGCUGACUUCGACCCUCUCAGCACAGCCGAUUGGCUAUCCUUGCCUGGCGGACAGAUACAUAGUGGUUGUAAAGGGAGUACAGGGGCAGCGCUCGUGUUCAAUUCCAACCAUCUCGGCCCCAAUUGGGCAUCGACUAGAGAUUUUCAGCUUACGUCUAGCCCAACGUCUGACCAAAUUUUAUGGAGACCUGAUUUCAACGGACUUCUUGCGGACGAGCACUGGGAAUUUCAGAACGCACGGAUUGAAGCCAACUGUGAAAGUGAUUCAAGACAUUUGGUUCUUCAACAAACAUUCAACAGCUCUUUUUUUUCGGCUUGUUCUCCUCUGUUGGAUUUGUCUUCAGCUGGUAACCUACGAUUUCAUCUUGAGCCAUCUACUCCAUGCAAAAAACAAACCAAAAAUACUAAGACCACUAAAAAGACUCCCCAACGUUCUCCAUCCAAGUUGACUGUAUGGAUUGAACGUAAUGAUGGCAGUAAAAAGAGACUCACCAUUCUGUCUGGACUUUUCCUUGAAAAAGAGCCUGUUAAGCCUUCACUUGCAAUACCAAGUGAAGCACAAGAAAAAAAUGCAAGGAUUUGCUGGCAGUUGUUGGGUGAAAAUCUCUCCAACGAAGAGGCCUCACCCUGGGCCGUGAAUGACAUUCUUUUGCAUCCAGCGCUUCCAUUACCCAUUCAAUACAUACUUCAAUUUCGUUUGAAUAUGGCCUGCGAUUUACCUGAAAAAAAUGACAACACGUCAGUCAGUUUGCCCUUGAAAGAAAACGACGCUUUCCGUGUCAUGGUGCAAUAUUCAAACGAUUAUGGAAACAGCUGGAACAAUCUUCAUGGUCUCUGUUUACCUCCAACAUGCACCGGUGCUUAUUCUAACGUAAUCCAGACGACGUGGUCUAGUCAGGAGAUGGCAGCACAUCCGUGGGAACGUAUCACACUUCCCAUUCCAUUUGCUUCUCUGGCCGAUCCUGUGCGUUUUCGUUUCAUCCAAAAGGGUCGUGGUUUGUCUAACAUUGACAUCCGUAGACAUUGGGCGUUGGACGACAUUUAUCUUGAAGACUGUUAUUUGGGUUGCAGUGGUCAUGGGAAUUGUGUAGAGAAAGGUCACUGUUCUUGUGACGAUGGAUACCAGGGCGAAUGGUGCCAAUUUCCCACACAGCCACUUCCAUCCAUUUUUCGAGAGAAUUUCGAACAAGACGCUGCUGAUCUUAAGCUCAAGUUUGCUCGAUUUACUGGAGAGAAAUUUGGUACAAGAUGUGGACAAGUUGGAGCUGGAAUGGCGGCCAUCUUUGAUCAGUUUGGUGAUCGACAACUGGUGACAUUUGAUCUCGACACAACUGAAAGUCACAUUUUACGAUUCGCUAUUAGAAUGAAUGGGCCUGGAAGUCAACAUCGACAUCACUGUCCAGGACCUGACAGGCCAGUAGAAAUUAUUUACGUACAUUCUUCUUGUAACGGAGGCAUUACGUGGUCUCUGCUUAAAUUUAUUCAACCACAGCAGACAAAAGAAGAAUCAACUCAAGUGAUUCGAAUCCAAUUAACGUCAGAUGCACAAGGACCUAGUUGUCGGUUCAGACUUUGGCAAGCCCAACAUUCUGGAGCUGGAAAAGACGUGUGGGCUGUAGAUGAUCUUUACAUUGGACCUAAUCUAACUCACACGCUGAUUAGGAACAGCAGCUUUAGUAACGUUCAACCGACGACGGCCGAUGCUUUCGUGGGUCGUCAUUUGCCAGAAGAAUUCUGCAAGAGAGAUGGUGUCAUGAUUCUUCAAGCUGAUGAAUUGGAAGAAACAUACCCCGUACGGAUCGAACCUUUCUCUGUGGUCCAGUUAGAAUCAGCUGUCGGAUGCAGUUCAUCGACUCCGCUUUUAAACAAUAAUAGCGUCGUAGUUCAAUUUUCCAUUGACGGAGGAAAACACUGGAAUGAUUUGGAUGACAGCCGACGACAUGUAUCCUUUCUACAAGACUGGAGAAGAAUAGGAAUUAAACUUCCUCCAGCUUCAUGGUCAGAAGCUACCCGAUUCCGGAUUGCUCAAACUGGAAGUCGUCCAUCAGAUCGCAGUCCACUGGGCAUCGAUUACUUUUAUGCAGGGCCAGAUGAAUGUCCUGAACUUUGUCGUGGCAAUGGACGUUGUUCGCUAUCAGGAUGCGUUUGUGACGAUGGAUUCAGUGGAGAGAACUGUCUACCAGACCCUCCACUUACCACGCUUAAGGCGAUCAACGAGAGUUAUGCAUUAAUGAUUGGUGGACAUCAUUACGUUACGGAUCGCGAUGGCUGUCUUGUACGCGGAACGCAGAACAUAAUGUUUGAUGGACUCGGCAUGCGAUUGCUGGAGACGAAGGAAAUUGUCUACUCACCAGGCAUCGUAGUGAUGUUCUUUUUGCGACUAGGAUUCUGUGAGCAAUCUCAAGCGGCAUCUCACGACAUUUUUGUCCAAUUGGAAGUGUCGUGGAACGGCAUUGACUGGAAACUUCUUCGCGAGUACCGUAGCCCAUUUUUCUGGCAACCUCAACUGGAACAAAUUGAAAUCUUGCCACCUGAAAGCCUAAAAUCCAAACCCAAUCCACCACCAUUUAGAAUCCGCUUCGUUCAAACAGGUGUCCAUGGCAAAGACAGAAACGUUUGGAGCCUAUCUGGAUUGACCAGCUCAUCACAAGCAGAAAUAUUUUCCGGGGCGGACAUCGAUAAACUGAGUCAGCCAUUAAAUGAAAACGCAGACUUUUGGCUUGUGCGUAAUGAGCCUGAUCCAAAGUCGUCGUGUUUGAUUUUCGACGCCAAUUGUCCCAGCAGAAUCGUUUGGUACGGAGCCCUUACAAAGAAAUUAUUCUUAGACGUUGGGGAUACGAUUCAAUUCGACAUAGUUGCCCAACGAUUUGAUUCGGCUUCCUUUCCCGAUACGUCUGAACAAAUCCUUCUCGAAUAUUCAGCCAAUGGAGGAGUAGAUUGGCAGCUUGUUCAACCGGAAUGUCUCCAUUCAUGGUCAAAUUGUCAAGGAUUUCGUCAAUCUAGCCGAUUAAACUAUCGCAGUUUUAUGUCGGAAGAGGAUGGCGUAGUGAAUAGAUUUCAUUUCAAUGCUAGCGAAUCCAUGGCUAACAAGCCGAUAUUGCUUCGUUGGUUACACCAUCGGCUAGGAGAUCAACAACACCAUCCGCUUCGUGGAUUUCAAAUCCAGAACUUGUACAUCGGUCAUCCUUGCCCGUCAUUGUGCUCUGGACAUGGACGAUGUUGGCAUUCAUUAUGCACGUGUGAUGUCGGUUACACAGGAGAAAACUGUGCCGAAGCGGAGCAGAGCACACCGGCUGGUUUCUAUGACACGUUUGUUUACAAGGACCACAUAAAUUCGACACCGAAACUGCGUUCACACUGGGGUCGCAUUGUCGGGGGAAAACUGCUACCCAAUUACUGCGAUGGCUCCACUGAUGGAGUGGUCUUCUUCGGAGGCCGAGGACCACGUUCGUUGCAAACAAUAGAAAUCGACACCAGGAAUUUAAGGAUGGUGCAGUUCACCCUUGCUGUAACAAGCGUACCCAUUUACAAACAAAACUGUCGUCUAGCUGCGAAACGUAAAUCGUUGUCCACAGAGAUUCCCGCUGCUAGUCUUCUUGUUCUCGACUACAGUAAUGAUAAUGGGCUGACCUGGAACCCGUUGGAAGCCUGGCCUUUGAACACGGAAGUCGAUGAAAGAAGGCUAGGCUGCAAUUUACCCGAUUCUGCCAGAACUCCCAGAACUAUUAUUAGAUGGUGGCAACUUACCUACCCGAACGCCAAUCAUCGAGAUGGGCUUCAGUGGUACUUGGACGAUGUAUUGGUCAACUUGAACAUUACGAACCCAAUCGUUUUCGAGUAUGAGAUUCAAUCGGAUGAACCUAUCGAAGACCAACAAUUGAACGACAUCGCUGAUAUUGUUAAUAACACCGAUGGAACAAUUACGGAUUGGAUGGGAUGGCAGGGCUUGAUAUUUCGUGAACAGCUCGAUCCUGUCGACACAUUACUGGGACCAGCUGAUUUGGAAGAUGGAUUUUCAUUGUCGUAUGCGGAAACAUGGGACAUGGAGAUUAGCGACCCAACCUUUGCCCAGUUCCAGCUAAUAUUACCAGCAGGCAUUCAUUCAGGAACAGCAGAGGUCCGUUUUGAAUAUUCAACAGAUAUGGGUCGCCGCUGGAAUAUGGUCGAAGAGGAAUGUUACAGGCUGGAGCAACUAAGCCAACAAUGUGAAUACCUCCAUCCGCCUAGUCGAUAUUUAAUAAAUAGCGAGAAUAAUGCCACUCGGAUUACCGUACAUCUACCCAGACGCUCCAUAACGGAAUCGACACGAUUCCGCUGGAUCAGCGAAAAUGGACAAGACCGUGGACCGAUGGUGUGGGGUGUUGCACGCGUCUAUAUCGGUGGUACAUGUCCGUGGAUGUGUUCUGGCCAUGGAACAUGCCAGAAUGGGCAAUGCGAUUGCGAUGUAGGAUAUGGUAAUGUUGAUUGCGUUCCAAUCAUUCCUCUUCCUCGAGGCCUUCUAAGCCAUUUCGAUAAAGAUUCCAACUUAGUCCGCCUUUCUGGUGGAGAUAUAUCUACUGGAUGUGGAAUAUUAAUGUCAGGACCUGCUGCUAUCUUCCACAAGGACGGCCUGCGCUAUUUUGAGUCAACAGACUUGGACCUAACAGCAGCGUCUUAUGUCCAAAUGACUAUCAAAUUCCAUUGCUGGGCCGAAGCUGAAAGCUACGUAAACUCAUUAGAACCGUUACAUCAGCGACUUCUUUUGCAGUACUCUGUUAACGGCGGAAUUACUUGGAUUCUCAUUCAGGAAAUCAAAAUACUCCCGCAAUACGACCCUCAGCUGGUGAUUGUCAACCUAAUGCGGAUUCCAGAUCUUACAAAUUGUACACGACUGCGUCUGUGGCAACCUGUUCACGCUGGUGAAGGUUUGGAUACUUGGGCUAUUGAUGGCUUGGUUCUUCAUAGCACAACACCGUUGGGUGUAAUCCUAACUAGCGACUUUCAACAACUCAACGAUCAAGAUUCUUCAUGGCUAACUUGGUUCGGUGGCCAACUUCACUCGUUUUGUUCGAGAGACGAUGCCUUAGUUUUUCAAGGUGAACUAGGAGAGCAACAAGUGUUUACGGGAGAUUCCAUGAUUACAUCAGAAACUGUCCUUCAGUUUGAGGUUAACGUUGGAUGUGGAACAACCGAUCUUAGCUUAGAACACCCUGUUCGACUGGAAUAUUCCAUUGACGGAGGGCGACAUUGGCAUUUAGUGGUAAACGAUUCUGGUCGAAAUCCUUAUGACCGAAUGCCACAUCAAACAUCCACUGUUUAUUCUUCCAAAACAACCAAUGCAUGGAAAAGGGAAACUGUAAUGCUUUCGCAUUUGGAGACAAGCAAACCACUUCGAUUUCGAUGGUAUCAGGGAUUUUUAAACGGAACAGACGGGCAUUUGGCUCCUCAGUGGGCCAUACGAAACGUUAUCCUGAGUCCGCAGUGUCCGGAACUUUGCAACGGACAUGGAAGAUGUACAGUCGAAGGAUCCUGCGAAUGUGACGAGGGUUACCAAGGCGAGGCGUGCGAAACGGUAAAAAUUUUCACGCUGAACCCUCAAAACAUUCACGAGUCGUUUGUCCAAGAUGAUGCUCCAGAGAACUCGCUAUGGCUGCGUCAGAUAGGAGGAGAACUAAGAGCUCAACCGUCAAGUAAAAUUGGCAUAGGAGGAGCUUUCGUCAUGGAUCGUUUAGGAGUCAGAAUGUUGGAAACGCGCGACCUCGAUUUAUCAAAUGCAAAUUUUGUCCAGUUUCAUCUUGAUUCAUCGGAUUCAGUACCGUCCGACAACGAGAUUUUCGUCAUUGUCGAAUAUUCAAUAAAUGGUGGAAUUGAAUGGACUACGUUUGAAGUUAUCCCACUGAAUGGCUUGUCAUCUCAACAACUUCGCCAAGUGCCUCUUCCUAGCCGAGCGCUGAGCUUAGCAGCCAGACUGAAAUGGUCUCAGCUUGGUGGAAAUAAUGGAAAUUUGCAUACCAUGUGGUCUGUAGACGAGAUUUACGUUGGAGGGGAGUUUUACGCCAAGAGUGCCAUUGAAGAUGAAUUCGCAUCAUUAGAAACGACAAAGGAUAAUUGGCUCUUCGUUUCCGGAGGUUCAUUGGAACCAUCUUGUGGUUCAUCUAAUUCGACACUUCAUUUUACCAAUCCAAACGGGAAAAGUAUGGUCAUGACGAAGGAUAUCAGAGUAACGGAUCAGAUGUUUUUGCAAUACGCUAUUUCAUCAGGAUGUGAUCAUCCUCAUUCGUGCAGUCGUGUGCGAUUAGAAUAUUCUGAUAAUUAUGGACUGGUUUGGCGAAAUCUACCUGACGAAUGCCUACCUGGAGAAGCAGUCGAUUGUGACGCUUUUGAAUUUCAUUCAGAACUUUUAUCGCAAGUCACCGGUUACCAACGUACCAUAACAGCGCCUAUCCCACUCAACAAAGGAGUGGUGCGUUUGCGAUGGACAAGCGAUGACGAAUCAAUCGAUUGGUCUUUACAUUGGGUUUACGUCGGAGCUUCCUGUGGCCACUGCAACGGACGAGGGCGCUGUUGGGAAGGAUACUGUCAAUGUGAUCCCAACUGGACUGGAGACAAUUGCGAAAUAUCUUCAACUGAACUUUUGUCAAGCGUACGGGAGACAUUCAGUAAUGGCUGGAAUUCAAGCGUGUGGUCCAGAAUCAAUGGCGGGUCAGUAUCGUCUCUCUGCGGAACUCUUGACUCCGGACCAGCCCUUCACUUUCAUGAUUCGUGCGGUCGUUAUGCUGAAACACGUGAGCUGGACCUGUAUCAAGUAACUGUCAUCCAGUUUCAUUUGAGAUCUGGCUGUGGACAAGUGCCAAAUAGUCCAAACCAAGGAAUAUUACUCUUCCAAUAUUCUUUAAAUGGAGGAGUGAAAUGGCAUACCGGUCUGUCGCUAUCUCUCGAUCAUUUCCAGGACUCCAGGCUGGUUAGCUUUCUUGUUCCGGAAGAUGUCCAAAAAAGUGACGUAAAGCUCCGCUGGUGGCAACUGGGACACUCUGGUCGAAUGUCAGAAGAUUGGGCAAUCGACAGUUUCAUAAUCGGUCGUCCUUUGGAUGUGUCCGUUGCUUCAAAUCCACCCAAACAGCGAAAUGUUCAUUCGCGGGAACUCUUUCCUGAUUACCAAGCUGAAGAAUCUGUCGAUUCUACACACCCAAAACAAUUCUUGAAUAGUCUGUUUGGACAAAAGUUGUGGUGGAGGAAAAUCAACGUCGAUCAACACGAUUCGUUUUGUGGCCGACAUGGUCAUAUUAUGCGCGGAAGAUCUAACACUGCCGAAGAAUCAAUCCUCGAAACGUCUGACUUCUUAGUCGUGAACGCUAAAGGACGCAUUCUCUCCUUCGAAAUGCUCGUCGGUGAUUGUGGCCAAGGAUCUGAUUCUGUAGAACUGGCUGCAGUCCCAAUCAAAUUGCCUGUCCGGCUAGAGAUUUCGUAUGAUCACGGUAUGAGCUGGAAGCUAUUUCAUCCAAUGAAAGUGCGAGGUGAAAAAGGUCCUGGGCCGCAAAUACCAAGCGUUUAUCAGAAACUUGAUAAAUGGCAAACUUAUCAAUACUCACUUGAAAUUAUAUCAGGAGCAAGAUUUGCUCGAUUUCGUUGGAGGCAUCCGAAAUCGUCUGCCUCUGUUUCUUGGGCAGUCAAUGAAUUUGAUUUGGGACCUCCAAUCAAUGACUCGCUCUUGGUCGGCCUGGAUACAUUGGCGGAUGAUUUCAAUGAUGGCUCCACCGUAAAACCGCAUUGGAAAUUUUUUAGUGGUGGAAAAAUCGCCAAUCCCAAUGAACGACUUGGUGACGGGGCAGCAGGACUGUUUCAAGGACCUGGGAUAAAAUUAUUACAAACCAUACCGCUGGAUUUGACAUUUGGCCAAAACGUGGAAUUCAUUCUCAAUUUUCAAUUGAGUAAAGGAAGGAGAGACCUUGAAGAUGUGGCACAAAACGUAUUCUUACAGUGUUCAGCUGAUAGCGGUUUCACGUGGAUUCUAAUUCAAGACUACAGUCCUCAACAUUACAUAAAUCCUGCUCCAGUUCAUGCGAUUAUACCGGAAGACUGCCAAAAUCCGCAUUCCAUUUUACGCUGGUGGCAACCUGUAGUUUCCGAAGCGAGCUCAGAGGCAGCGAAGAAACAUUCAGUGUGGCUUAUCGACAAUAUUGCCAUCGAGUACUCCAGAGAGCAUUUGUCGGAAAUCUACGACGAUUUCGUGGGGGAAUCACUCAAUCAAACUCAAUGGCAGUUUCAUCCCAAUGGCGUCAUUUCAAACAACCUUUGUGGCGCACCAGAAACGGAAAAGUCGAUGAAUUUUGUCUCUAGUGAAAAUAGUCGAUUUGCCGGAAUCACAAGCAGACACAUUAUAGUGAAAGAUAACUACGCUGCUUAUUUUAAGAUCAGAACAUCGUGUGGAAUAAUGUCGUGUCAUGGCAACAAUAACAGAAGCCAAGUACGAUUUGAAAUGAGGCAAGGAUACGAACAGCCUUCAUGGUCCUUAGCAAAACCAAACUGUUUGCCAAGUUCAACGGAUUCGUUGUGCGAUCCUCAGAUGUAUCAUAGUUCUUCUGCAUUAGCAUUUGGCAACUUCCCGAUUUGGCAGCGGGUCAUUAUCCCACUCAAAUCGAUCCCAUUCGCCAACACGUGGCAGUUUCGUUGGAUGACUCAGAAAAAUGGAAUAGGAAAAGGAGAGAAAAACACGUGGGCGUUGAAAGAUGUUUACAUUGGUCGAAUGUGUCCGUCGCAUUGCCACGGUCACGGAGACUGUAUCCGUGGGCGUUGCCAUUGCGAUAAGGGCUAUGAAGGCGUGAGCUGCUCGAGUUCCAAGGCAGUAUUGGUCGCUUCAUCAUUACCUAUAAUGGAUCAUUUUGACGACCUCGUUAACCCAUCGCUACUAUGGGAAAGCAUCACCGGAGGAAGUAUCAAAGUCGGUUGCGGAUCUCUGAUUCCUCUUGCCCAUGGGAAACAUUUACAUUUUGAUGGAUGUGGUAUAAGAAUGGCUUUUACUGUACCCAUCGACGUCCGCGUGGUUAGGCGCCUCGCUUUCGUAAUUCGAAUAGGGACACCUCAACAGAUCCCGUCGUGUCGCAUCCAACCGUCUAACACUUACAGAUCAGAUAUUCUUGAUCGGGUUGUGCUUCUUCAGUACAGUUACAAUAGCGUCGACUGGUUUUUGCUUGCCUCUCAUGGCAUACGCAAUUUCAUUCAGCCACAGCGGAUGAUAUAUAAUGUACCCGUUCAAACCAACUCCUCAACUAUUCAAUUUCGAUGGUGGCAACCGCAACACGGAGGACCUACGUGGGAUCAGUGGGCGUUAGAUAACGUCGAGAUUCUGAUUUAAAUUUAGUAGAAAAUGUCCUUCUACUACACACAGUUAUUACAUGUUAUGCUAAUGUUUUAAUCUAAACUUGCUUGAUAAAUCGUGACGAUAUGACAGCAAGGGCUUAAAAAUGUGUAAAACAUUCAAAAUGCUUUCAUGACCAAAAAUUUGGUAUACGUUGUGUAUUGCUAUUGCGUAAUUCCAUGGGGUCAAAGAACUGGACGGUAAAGCAAUAACACGUAAAACAUC
Messenger RNA from Daphnia carinata, 10748 nucleotides. RefSeq names its product reelin-like. The record is from RefSeq and is a predicted model, not a curated record. Gene Ontology annotation, biological process: central nervous system development; neuron migration. NCBI's taxonomy places the organism in Eukaryota, Metazoa, Arthropoda, Branchiopoda, Diplostraca, Daphniidae. The transcript is spliced from 41 exons. Gene Ontology annotation, molecular function: lipoprotein particle receptor binding. The coding region runs from base 75 to 10520 and encodes 3481 amino acids.